AUGAGCAACGUCGACGAAUUCUACGAAUAUGCAAGAAACAACUUUUUAAAUCUUUUGAAAAAAAAUAAUGUAAAUCCUCCAAAUGAAGAGAAAAGGAAUGAUACAAAACAACACAAAGGAAGUAGGGAUAAGGAAAAGAACGAAAGGUACAUGUCUGAUAUGAGAAAAUUAAAAAGUGACGAACUGAAUGAUAAAGAAAGUUAUAACAAAAAAUACAAAAAUUUUGUUCUAAAAGGGAAACGUAAAAUUUUUGGCAGAACCAUGAGGAAGAGAUCGAUGAGCAUCUCUUCCGCUUCGUCCAAUUCGUUCACUUCUUCGAUUUCGUCCAAUUCCGCGGCUUCAUGCGUUUCUCAUUCUUCACUUGAAUCCCUGGAUUCCUCAUAUGAUAAAAGGAAGAAAAAAAGAAAGCAUGAGAAACAUAAAAGAUGUCAGAGGGAAAGGGAUAAAAAAGGGAGGGUUAAAAUAGAGAAGGGUUAUGAAAAUUCGAAGAUGAAAACAGAGAAGAAAAAAGCGGAGAAGAGAAAAAAAAAGAGGAGUGCCGAAACAGAAGAAAGGAAAGGGGAGAAAAAAUGUAGGAAAGAGAAAUAUGUCAAAGUUGAGGAAUUGAAAAGAACGAAAAAUAAAUGCACAAAUGCGAGAAAUAACAUUGGGGGAGAAGGAACGGACGAAUCGCAUGAGGUAUGUUUCUCUUCGAGUGAUGUAGAAAAAUGGGAAUAUAGAAAAGAAGACAAAGAAAAAUCUUUUAAAUUCGAAUAUGAAGAUAAAAUGAAGGUACACAUUCUAGAAAAGAACAUUGAAUUGAGCAAAAAAUUGGAUAUAAUAAUAUCAGAAAAAAAAAAGAAGAUGCUAUUAAAGAAUGCAUUAAACAAAAAUCUAGUAGACUGUAAACAUUGCAUUGAUUCAAACUCAUUUAAUAAAAUAAACAAAUUAAAUAUAAUAAGUAUUAGUGAUAAGUCAUAUAUGUGUUACUAUAAUUAUAGAAAUAUAUUUUUAAAAGACCAAUUAUUUAUUUCCCCCAUUGAGCACACAACAAGUGUAACGAAUACGAAUUUUGAAACUAUUCAAGACAUGCGUAAUCAUAUGAAAUCACUAAUAGCUAUGCUAGAAGAAAAUAAUGAGACAUGUAUUUUUGUUGAAUUUAAUAAUUGCUUUAACGCAAGUAUAGAAUUAAUCUCCUUAAGAAAAACAAAACAUACAUAUAUUAAUUGUUACAUAAUACCAAUGGAGUUACUAGAGAAGGCCAAAAUUUAUUUUAAGAAAAAUAUGGAAGAUGUAAAUUCUUUGUAUAGAGAAAAUAAACAGUUAAUUAUUACCAACAAUAAAUAUGCUCCUUAUAAUGUUAUACCGAAAAAUAUUCCAUAUAUCUCAGUUAAUUUUUCUCUUGUUGAGACUUAUAUACAAGUUAUUGAAAACAAUUAUGAUUACGUAAAUAUGUGUAAAUGUAUUUUUACAGAUAUUUUCAAGAAGGACAAAUUUUAUAAAUAUUUCCAAAAUUUUCAACAAUAUGUAAAUUCUGUGGAGUCAUUUAAAAAUCUCUAUCAAAAAUACGACUGGACGAAUUAUAUAAAUUGA
Plasmodium gonderi is the source of this 1572-nucleotide messenger RNA. Its product is annotated as debranching enzyme-associated ribonuclease. Gene Ontology annotation, biological process: mRNA splicing, via spliceosome. The transcript has a single exon. Gene Ontology annotation, cellular component: post-mRNA release spliceosomal complex. The coding region runs from base 1 to 1572 and encodes 523 amino acids. Lineage: Eukaryota; Apicomplexa; Aconoidasida; Haemosporida; Plasmodiidae. The record is from RefSeq and is a predicted model, not a curated record.